Messenger RNA from Staurois parvus, 297 nucleotides. The record is from the annotation of a GenBank genome assembly. NCBI's taxonomy places the organism in Eukaryota, Metazoa, Chordata, Amphibia, Anura, Ranidae.
AUGACCAGAGACUGCGAACAUAGUACAGGAGAUGACCAGAGACUGCGGACACGGUACAGGAGAUGACCAGAGACUGCGGACACAGUACAGGAGAUGACCAGAGACUACGAACAUACUACAGGAGCUGAAUUUGACAGGUACCCGCUCCCACUUCCGCGGAGUUGUCCUACCUUUAGUGCGGGCACCCGGCUGUGCUGGGUGCUCACUGCGCGUGAGCGAGAGGCGCUGCACUUUGUGAAUGGCCCGGCAUCUUCUGGGACCUGUCAUGUGUCCCAUAAGACGCCGGACCAUUCACAA